This is a messenger RNA of Trichogramma pretiosum, 2411 nucleotides long. RefSeq lists its product as uncharacterized. Gene Ontology annotation, cellular component: ciliary inversin compartment. The transcript has 2 exons. NCBI's taxonomy places the organism in Eukaryota, Metazoa, Arthropoda, Insecta, Hymenoptera, Trichogrammatidae. Bases 113 to 2284 code for a protein of 723 amino acids. The record is from RefSeq and is a predicted model, not a curated record. Gene Ontology annotation, biological process: protein localization to ciliary inversin compartment.
CGUUGAUACAGUACCCGACCGUAAUCGUAGCUCGAAGCAGACGCGCGCGCGACCGACCGAGCGAACUCUCGUACCCGAAGUAUAUAUCGACACACGGCUUGGAAUCAUCAUCAUGAGUCUAACGAGAGCUCAACGGACGCAACUUUACUUGGAGUUGAAGCAAUCCCUGUACGGCAGCGGAUACUUGGACCGACUCGGCGAGCUCCACGACAGAUUUAUCGGCCUCGGCGCCGAGGACCUGAACUGUUUCGCGAAAUGGGCGGUGAAAGCAGGCGACGAGAAGAUCAUCGAGCUCUUCCAGUUGACUUGCACGAGGAUACCACCGAUGCGGCGAGAGACCGAGACGGCGGUGCACGUCGCGGCGCGCUCGGUCCGCCAGAUCGUGUCUAUCGACGCGCUCUUCGACCUGUACACCUUCCGGAAUUACGUGGACGCGCAGGGACUGACGCACUUUCACGUCGCCUGCCUGAUCGGCAACAUGGAGAGAAUGACCUUCUACUGGAGUUGCGGCGACGUCGAUCUCAACGCGACCUUGAUCUACGGACCGAGGGGCUUGCCGAAGACGGCCCUGCAACUGGCCGUCGGCUGUUUACGGUGGAACGCGAUCGAGUGGAUGGUCUACAACGGCGCUUGUCUGGAGAAACGCGACAGCACGGGCUUGACGCCUCUGAACGAGCUCUGCCUCCGAAUCGGCUGCUUCGACGAUCGACGCGAUACGGCAGACCGAUACCUUCGCACGUUCGUAAACUUGUUGCAUCUCGGCGCCGAUGUCAACACGACCGACAUCGCCGGCAACAGCCCACUGCUCAACCUGUUCCACAAAGGUGUAUUGGCCGAUGCGAACUUCGAGCUGCAGCUAAUCUGUUUCAGACAGCUCGUGAUUCACGGAGCGGACGUGGCGUUCAAGAACAGUCACGGUGAUAAUUUAUAUCACUACAUCGCGGCCAAUACUCCGAGAUUCUUCAGUCACGACAGAAUGUCCAAAGAGAGACUGGAGUGGGUGAUGGAGCGUCUGUUCCCGCUGCUCGGCUCGAACGCCAUAGACCACUCGGGCAAUACUCCGCUGAACUUGGCCGUCGCGAGAGUCCACAGCCAGCUGGUAAAGGUGUUUUUGGGUAAUCGUGACGCUCCCAGAGACGCUGAUGAAGAAGACGCCGAUAGAGACGCCGCUGCAAACGGUAACGAAGACGCUGAUAGAGACGCUGACGAAGACGCUAAUGGACACGCUGAUGCUGACGCUGUUGAAGACCCUCAUAGAGUCGCCGAUGAAAACGGUCUCGAAGACGCCGAUAGAGACGCCGCUGCAAACGGUAACGAAGACGCUGAAGAAGAAGCCAAUAGAGUCGCCAAUGAAAACGGUCUCGAAGACGCCGAUAGAGACGCCGCUGCAAACGGUAACGAAGACGCUGAAGAAGAAGCCGAUAGAGUCGCCAAUGAAAACGGUCUCGAAGACGUUGAUAGAGACGCUGACGAAGACGCUAAUGGACAGGCUGAUGAUGACGCUGUUGAAGACCCUCAUAGAGGCGCCGAUGAACGCGCUCGCGCGGUCGUCAACACCAUUAAUUUACAGCAAUUAGGGCUCUGCGCUAACGAUGACACAGAGUUGCCAGAUCUCGUCACGAUCGACAACUGUCUGCGUACCAUUGAGCAUCUGAACACGUUGCCUAAUUGGGGCUGGACCUGGGACAGGAAGAACGCGAUUUGGACAUUCUUGAAAGGAGCCCGCCAGCUCACUCCAAGAACGGACAUAACGCGAGUACUGCAUUACGGUAGUUACAGUGUCAUCGAAACCUAUCUCAGAUCGUUCAUCAUGUCUCCGGAUUAUCCAUUGGAAAAUAAGGACUUGCAUCGAUGCAUCUUCGAGAUAUGGAAAUUCGCCACGAUUAUCGAUAUCGGUGAACUGCACAAGGAGCCACAAUUAACUGGGUUGCUCGAAGAGGCGAGUCUUCAUUUGAAGGCUAGACUGCCGGAAGACGAAAGAGAGAAAGAUUUAUUUAACAUGCCAGUAACGACGAUGGGUAUCGCGAGUGAAUUAAGGAUUAUUCAGGGCCGAAUGCUCAGAGGCGCCAGGUCGUUGCUCGAAUUUUGUCAAACCGAACCCAGACACGCGUCUGUAACUUGGCAUUUGCGGGAGGGCAUAGCUAGAAUCCUCCCGGGUCGUUUGCCCUUGAUCGAGGGCUUCGUGCACGGACACAUCGCCAAGAGCAUUCGCUAUCAGCUGUUUGACGAGGACGACGGAAACCCUGCAGAUGCCAUCUUUGCAUCUGACGAAGACAAUUUGUAAAUCGACUUUAGUCCCCUAAAUAUAGGGGGUGAUAUUGUAUAAAGAAAACUGAGAUGACUAUAUUGUACAUUAUAUAAUGUAUAGAUUUUAUUCUAUGAUUUAAGAAACCAGAUUUUUUUUCCUCCGA